Molecule: messenger RNA, 4233 nt
Organism: Pungitius pungitius (ninespine stickleback)
Lineage: Eukaryota; Metazoa; Chordata; Actinopteri; Perciformes; Gasterosteidae
Gene: c7a
Product: complement component 7a
Exons: 18
Coding region: 86-2632 (848 amino acids)
Biological process (GO): complement activation
Cellular component (GO): membrane attack complex
Molecular function (GO): protein binding
Source: RefSeq, a predicted model, not a curated record
CUGAAAGAGUUUGCCUCCCUAACUUGAACAAAACUGAGCUGCUCCAAACCAUCUUCAAGACUGUGUUUGCUGCUCUUCCCUCACCAUGAAGAGCAUUGCACGACUCUGUUCGGCAGCCCUUCCAUGGCUGCUAUUCCUUUUCACUCCCCAAGGGUUUUGUUACCAAAGAGUUCAUUGCCAGUGGGGGCCUUAUGGUGAAUGGUCAGAAUGUGACGGCUGCACCAAAUCAAUGACGAGAAGCCGAGCGAUGGCCGACUACGCUCAGUUUGGAGGGAACCCCUGCGCUGGGGAGCGGACUGAGACCAGGCCCUGUGAAACCACACAAGGCUGCCCUCUAGACGACGGGUGUGGAGACAGGUAUCGCUGUCGCUCAGGGAAGUGCAUCAGCAAGUCGCUGUUGUGUAACGGCGAUCAGGACUGCGAGGAAGACGGAGAUGACGAACGUGGCUGUGACGCGGAAAAACACAUUGUGUGUCAAAAGUCAGUUCCCCCGCCUAACAUUGAACUGCUUGGACUCGGGUUUGACGUGGUGUCAGGGAAGCAGAGGGCCCCUGUCAUCAACACAAAGAGCUUCGGGGGACAGUGCCGCGUCAUCUUCAGCGGCGUCCACAGUGCUCUCUACCGAUUGCCGCUUAGUACCACCCAGUUCAGCUUUAUGGUUAAAGCUCAGAGUGACUUCUCAGAUGAGAUGUACACCAGUGAAUGGAAAUAUGCGAAGGACAUUGUCAACAGAGAGAAAGUGACCGGCACCACGACAGGACACAACAACUACGACUUUCACCAGACACAAUCACAGACCCAGACCCACAAGCUGUUGGUUCUGAAGAGUGACAUAGAGGUCGCUCAGUUCCAGAGCAACUCCCACCAGUACCUCCCGUUGUCCGGGGAGUUCUGGAAGGCACUGGUUGAACUCCCAUCGGUCUACGACUAUGCCGCCUAUAGGAAGGUUCUGAAGAUGUUUGGAACACACUACCUGUCGGAAGGAAGCCUCGGAGGCUCCUUAGAGAUCAUCGCCAAGAUUGAUGCGGAAACUCACAAACAGACGGAGGACACACUACAUGACUUUGACGAAUGUACAAGGACUAAACGUUGGUUUCUUAUAUUCCCCAUCCAUCAUGUGGACUGCAAGAAAGACAGACGUUGGACGCCAAUAAGAUCAGGUUCUUCCAGCUCCAAUUCUGUGAAAAAAGUGAAUGUGGUUGGAGGAGGCAUCCAACAUAUCGCAGCACUGGAGGGCAUGGAGCUCGCUAAUCCGGACAGGAACUGGGAAAUGUUCUCAAACUGGGCAGAGUCUGUUCGAUCAUUUCCAAAAGUGACAAAACAAACGCUGCGGCCGGUGUCAGAGCUGGUGAAAGAGGUUCAGUGUGCUGGGGUGAAGAGACUCUACCUUCGCAAUGCCAUAGAGCAGUACCUCACUGAGAGCGACACCUGCCACUGCCGGCCCUGCAGCAACAAUGGCCUGGUUGUCAUGGAUGGAGAUGAAUGCAAAUGCAUCUGUAAGCCUGGCACAUCAGGACUGGGCUGUGAGCAGGGAAUCGAAGCGCAGGGUCAGCCGGGAGUGAUCCACGGCAGUUGGACCUGCUGGUCCGCUUGGUCAUUGUGCUCUGGGGGUCGAAGAUCAAGAAGACGUACUUGCUCUAAUCCCCCCCCCCGGAACGGGGGGCAGCAUUGUAUCGGAGAACCCACUGAGGCGUCUGACUGUGAAGACCAAGACCUCCAAUACCUAAAAACCAUGGAGCCUAAUUGCUUUGACCAAACUCUCCCAGCAAGUCAGACGUGUGAAAAUCCACCUCCUCUAAUCAACGGCUACAUCCGGGUACCUCUGGACAUUUACAUUGUGGGUAGUAGAGUUGAGUACACCUGCACAGACAGAUUUUAUCUCGUUGGUGCCAGCAUCCUAGAAUGCACUGCUAAUCAAACCUGGUCUACCAGCCCUGGACUUUGCACAGUCUCCAGGUGCACCGCACUGUCCCUCUCUGAUGACGUCACAGCCUCUCCUUCACAGCAGAACUAUGGCAUAGGGGAGAGAGUCACCUUGUCCUGUCCAGAAGGCAGACAGCUAUUAGGGGAACCAACGAUUAUAUGUGACUCCAGUCUGCAUUUUUCCCCAGACCCAUCAGACAUCAAAUGCAGCCCAGUCACAACACCCGAAGUAGACCGCUCUUUGGUCGUGCAAUGUGAACCGUGGGAGAAGCUUCACAAAGGAAAAUGUGUUUGCAAAAUGCCUUUUGAGUGCAGUUCAUCUUUGGAGGUAUGCGCCACUAAUCCUGUGAGUAGAAAGUCAGUCCUUCUGAAUGUCUGCAAAAUGCAUGCCCUGCUGUGUAUGGGGAGCGUCCAUACCGUAGCGGAGGAUGCCUCAUGCAAGUGGCCGCAGCCCAGCAGCAAAACGGGCUGCACAAACUGCCACAUGUGGGAGACCUGUGACGAUCAAACCAACGCGUGUCGCUGCAAGGACUCAGCAGAUUGCUUGAGCCCAGGUAUAAAUGUGUGUGUGAGAAUUGGGGAGAACUUAACCUCAGUGACUCAGAGCAUGAGCGAGUGUGAAACGGGACUUCGCCGAUGUAAGGGAGAAAAGGUGUCAGUCGUCAGUAUCCAGCCUUGUACUGCUGAAGAUGCGGGAUUGACCACAUGACUUCCCUUACACAUUCAUUCACUUUUACACUCUCCUCGUAGGGCUGCACGGUGGUGUGGGCGAUAGCAUGUUGUUUCAAUGCUCCAUGUUCCAAAGGCAUGUAGUAGAGGUAAAAUGGUCACUCUAAAAUGCCAGAUUGAAUGCCUGUCUCUCUCUCUGUCAGCCCCACGAGGAUAAGCUAUAUAGAAGAUGAUGAUAUUUCUUCAGUGAAUAUGUAUUUCAUUAUAUGUAACUUCACCAGAUGGUUAUGCAUAUAUAAAACCAUAUUGUAAAACUGUAUCACAGCAACAAAUAAAUAGAAAAAUGGACCUGCUGAAAAUGUAUUCCGACUAGUUAGCCGUAUGUGUAUCUGAACCUGUGUGACACCCGCUUCUUGAUGUCAUGAAAAAGUAAUAAUAUUGUAUGUCACAACAAUUUUUAAAAUGGUCACACCAUAAUCCUAUUUUAUCAUCAAAUUUAUUUGACGCUAAUCCUAACUCUUGAAGGUCAUUUGGCUAAAUGUUUGUGUUGAAACGAUCUAUCACUUCACCAUUACAAAAACAGCAAACUCUAAGCAGUUAAAUCCUGUCUGAGAUCUGAAGGUUUAACCUUUUACUCUCAUUUUCACUCCAUUUCUCCAGCCUUCUGUAAAGAGUGACAAACGCUGCUUGUUAUGAAUGAAAGCAAAUCUGGUUUAUUUGCCAUUCUGUCUCGACAAAAUAAAUACAGUACAUUUUGGGGUGUUAAUCCCAAAAUACAAAUUACCACCCUUUAACCAUUACCUUAUGUGAACUCAAAGUGUAGGAGCCAUAGAUGUUUUCUUUAUAUUAUUUGCUUUUUAUAAAUGUUACAUUUUGUGGGUUGUUGGUUUGUUUUGAUUUAUGUUUUGUUUAUUGAUUGUCAUGAGACAUGGGUACACAAAGACGCUAACAGUGAAACGUUGUCGCUGAAUCUCUUGGAAUUGAUCAUCGUAUUCUACUACGUGAAGAAGAUGGUCACGUUGUUCCUGACGUCAUCGCGCAUCUACUGAGCCACGAGACGAUUGGAGAAGCUGAUUCUACGUACCUGUGGGCGCCUGCUUUGAUUCAUUCCUCAUUUGCUUCCUGAAAAGCUUCCGAGAGUAACUAGGUCUACUACGACGUCUUCGUCAAAGCCCUAACCGCUGGAAUCAAAGGUAUUGACAAAGUUGACUAUCAGUGUGGUGAAAACGGCAUUCGGCGUCUUCAACGUUAACGCCCCCUGUUGGAUUAAAUGCGUCUUCGUAGCCUCGUCGCUGGAGUUGAGGUAUAAAGACUCUUUGACUGAAUCGUAUGGGAUCAUAAGAUCAUACUUUUAAAUUUCGUGGUCUCUCUUAUGAACAUUUCAAGUGCCUGUUCGGCCUACUGUGGAUUAUGGACAUUGCUGCAUAUUACUGAUGGUGUUUCCCCUAUGAACAUUUCGAUUUUCCUGCUGCUGUGAAUUAAUAACGUGGUGAACUGCUGUUUGCUUACAGUCUGAUUAAUGUCAUUUUCUGCCGUUGCUUUUGAGUGUUUGAACUUUAUGGUGUUCCGGUAAUCGAUGAAUGGUCAUUUACUUGAAUUAAAAAUGAAUACUGAAGGGGUAAAUGACUGUCAAAAUGGAGG